AUGAUAGAGCAUUCUUCGUUUUGUCUGAAUUCAAUAUCGAGCAGCAACGCGCAUAAUCUCGACCAUUCCUCUCGAGUACUGCAAUUCGCAUCAUACCCAUUCGAUGUAAGCAUCCACGAGAACCUAACUCCCUUGAUCCUGGGAGGAUGUGUCUGUAUACCCUUAGAAUCACAGCGCGUCAAUCAACUUAAAGAUGCAAUAGUUGGCCUGGGCGUGAACUGGAUGGAGCUGACGCCCUCUGUCGCACGACUCCUACAGCCGGAAGAUAUUCCAUCAGUGAAAACACUAGUACUUGGAGGAGAGGCUAUGCUUCCAGCAGAUAUAUCCAUGUGGAGCGAUAAAGUGCGUUUGGUAUGUGCCUACGGCCCUGCCGAGUGUACUGUGGUGUCAACAGUCCUGUCAGAAGAUUGCCAGCCUGGAAUCAUUGGCCGUUCAUACGCAGAGACAUGCUGGAUUAUGGAUAAAGAUAACCAUCAUCAACUUGUAACCAUCGGCGUUACAGGUGAACUAGUCAUUGGAGGCUUCAUUGUCGGUCGGGGAUACCUGAAUCGGCCUCAACAGACGGCUUCUGCCUUCAUCCAGAAUCCAGACUGGCUACCCAAGGUGACCCCGAUGGGUAGUAACAUGAGGCUCUACAAAACAGGAGACCUUGCACGGUAUAAUUCAGAUGGAACCAUAAUGUGCCAAGGCCGAAAGGACACGCAGGUGAAGCUUCACGGAUAG
Messenger RNA from Trichophyton rubrum CBS 118892, 723 nucleotides. RefSeq lists its product as uncharacterized. Gene Ontology annotation, cellular component: cytoplasm. The transcript has a single exon. The coding region runs from base 1 to 723 and encodes 240 amino acids. The record is from RefSeq and is a predicted model, not a curated record. Lineage: Eukaryota; Fungi; Ascomycota; Eurotiomycetes; Onygenales; Arthrodermataceae. Gene Ontology annotation, molecular function: phosphopantetheine binding. Gene Ontology annotation, biological process: amino acid activation for nonribosomal peptide biosynthetic process; secondary metabolite biosynthetic process.